Molecule: messenger RNA, 2833 nt
Organism: Punica granatum (pomegranate)
Lineage: Eukaryota; Viridiplantae; Streptophyta; Magnoliopsida; Myrtales; Lythraceae
Source: RefSeq, a predicted model, not a curated record
CCCCCCACACUGCUCACUUUCCCUCUGUAACCUCUCUCUCUCUCUCUCUCUCUCUCUCUCUCUCUCUCCCCCUCCCCCUCCUUCCUUCCAUCACUUCUUCUGCUCACUCUCAGCAGUCAGCAUCUACUCUUCUCAUCGGCAUCUCUCUCUCUGUGACAUCUCCUUUGACUUGUUCAUGAAAUCUCCGGUGAACCCACCUCACGCUUAAAUCCCUCCGGCCGCUAAUACGACGACAGAUAUAUAAUCCGGUCAAAGAGACCAGCCGCCCCCUGAUGGGCCCCUUCGAUACUGCCGCCACCAGCGGCUCCUCCUCCUCCUCCGCUGGCGCCGGCAAGCCUCCUCCUCCUCCUCCUCCUCCCCAUCUACAGACUGAGCUCGAUGGCCUCCUCGUCGGCGCCGGCUACAAGGUCCGCAACUCCGACCUCCGCCACGUCGCCCAGCGCCUGGAGCGCCUCGAGUCCGCCAUGGUCAGCUCCCCCUCCCACGUCUCCCACCUCGCCUCUGACGCCGUCCACUAUAAUCCCGCCGACCUCGUCUCCUGGGUCGACUCCCUCCUCUCCGAGCUGUCUCACCACCCGUCGUCCUCCUCCUCCUGCUCCUCCUCCCGCUCCCUCCCCGGCCCGUCGUCGGAUCUCCCCGACCUCGACGACCUCAUAGCCAGCCCCGGCGCCACCGCCCCCUGGCUCCACCCAGAGAUGCCCCGUCAGCACGAGCCCCAGCAGCAGUUGAUGACAGUGGUGACGGCCAUGGAGGAGGACUCCGGGAUACGGCUCGUCCACGCGCUGAUGACGUGCGCUGACUCGGUCCAACGUGGCGACUUCCAGUUGGCUCGGACCUUGAUAGAUCAAAUGAACGCCCUCCUCACACGUGUCAACACGGGAUGCGGGAUCGGCAAGGUCGCCGGGUACUUCGUCGACGCGCUCAGCCGCCGCAUCCUCGGCGUGGGCUCGGCCCACGCACCCGCCCACGAGAACGAGAUCCUCUACCACCAUUUUUACGAGGCCUGCCCCUACCUCAAGUUCGCACACUUCACGGCCAACCAGGCCAUUCUCGAGGCCUUCGAGGGCCACGACUGCGUCCACGUGAUCGACUUCAGCCUCAUGCACGGCCUCCAGUGGCCUGCUUUGAUCCAGGCAUUGGCCCUCCGCCCUGGUGGGCCACCAUUGCUCCGCCUCACUGGGAUUGGCCCGCCGUCCCCGGAUGGUCGCGACACUCUCCGGGAGAUUGGGCUCCGUCUUGCUGAGCUGGCCCAGUCCGUCAAUGUCCGCUUCGCUUUCAGGGGUGUGGCAGCAUCCCGGCUUGAGGACGUGAAGCCGUGGAUGCUCCAGGUGGGCUCUAAUGAGGCGGUGGCCAUCAACUCAAUUAUGCAGCUGCACAAGCUCCUCGGUCCCGACCUGGCACGGAAUUCCCAGAAUUCCCCCAUCGAAGCGGUUCUCUCAUGGAUCCAGGGGUUCAACCCGAAGAUCAUGACCCUUGUCGAGCAAGAAGCGAACCACAACCAGUCGGGUUCCUGGACCGUUUCACUGAUGACGUGCGCUGACUCGGUCCAACGUGGCGACUUCCAGUUGGCUCGGACCUUGAUAGAUCAAAUGAACGCCCUCCUCACACGUGUCAACACGGGAUGCGGGAUCGGCAAGGUCGCCGGGUACUUCGUCGACGCGCUCAGCCGCCGCAUCCUCGGCGUGGGCUCGGCCCACGCACCCGCCCACGAGAACGAGAUCCUCUACCACCAUUUUUACGAGGCCUGCCCCUACCUCAAGUUCGCACACUUCACGGCCAACCAGGCCAUUCUCGAGGCCUUCGAGGGCCACGACUGCGUCCACGUGAUCGACUUCAGCCUCAUGCACGGCCUCCAGUGGCCUGCUUUGAUCCAGGCAUUGGCCCUCCGCCCUGGUGGGCCACCAUUGCUCCGCCUCACUGGGAUUGGCCCGCCGUCCCCGGAUGGUCGCGACACUCUCCGGGAGAUUGGGCUCCGUCUUGCUGAGCUGGCCCAGUCCGUCAAUGUCCGCUUCGCUUUCAGGGGUGUGGCAGCAUCCCGGCUUGAGGACGUGAAGCCGUGGAUGCUCCAGGUGGGCUCUAAUGAGGCGGUGGCCAUCAACUCAAUUAUGCAGCUGCACAAGCUCCUCGGUCCCGACCUGGCACGGAAUUCCCAGAAUUCCCCCAUCGAAGCGGUUCUCUCAUGGAUCCAGGGGUUCAACCCGAAGAUCAUGACCCUUGUCGAGCAAGAAGCGAACCACAACCAGCUCGGGUUCCUGGACCGUUUCACUGAGGCAUUGUAUUACUACUCGACCAUGUUCGACUCGCUCGAGGCAGCUUGCCCCAUCCAGCCCGACAAGGCCCUCGCUGAGAUGUACCUCCAGAGGGAGAUUUGCAACAUUGUGUGCUGCGAGGGGGCAGCUCGGGUCGAGAGGCACGAGCCUCUGACCCAGUGGAGGGACCGGCUAGGGCAGGCUGGGUUCAGGCCCCUACACCUCGGGUCGAAUGCUUUUAAGCAGGCGAGCAUGCUACUGACCCUAUUUUCUGCCGAGGGGUAUAAUGUGGAGGAGACUGAAGGGUGCCUGACGCUCGGGUGGCACAGCCGGCCGCUUAUCGCGGCCUCAGCUUGGCAAGCGUCACCGGCCAUUGUUGGCCCUGAAAUGGAGGCCAAUAACGACCGCAAUAAUAACGAUUAGGGAUUAGUAUGACAAUAAUUAGUUAAUAAUCAGUUGUAAAAUUUAAUUUUGGUUUUUGGAAUUCACAUCUUUCUUCCGAUAAUUUUCUUGUGGCAAUGUAAUGAGAGGAAAAGGAAUUUUACUUCACGAGUCAUACAAAUAUAUCUUUCCUUCCAACCGGA